UCCAGGUUAUGUCCUUUGAGCAGCCAAACAACUGUGUAGCAGCUGAGACCCUUUGUCUAGCUGAGCCUUCCUGCAGUGCCACCUAUCAGAUCCUGCAGAACUGUUCCCAGCAUCUUUCUAAGAACAGUUACGUCUUCCUGUACCAAGAAGCCAACAACAGAUGCACAGAGGCACAAAUAAAAAUGAGAAAUGGCCAUUUUCAGCACUGCAAAUGUCACCGACGUGCACAGAAGAAGGAAGAGCGGUGCAAGCAAAUCUACCGGGCUCUUCAUUCAACUUUAACACAAGGUUCCCCUAGACCCAAAGAUAGCCCAAAUUCCUGCCUGCUUGCUGCUAAUAUUUGCCAAAUGGAUCACAAAUGCACGCGUCACCGCUCACACUACGUUCAGGCCUGCAACCCAGGAUACCCCUGUGACCAACACAAAUGCCGCCAAAGUCUGAGACACUUCUUUGAGAAGGUUAAUGCGGAUUUCACCAAGAGGCUCCUGUUUUGUCCUUGCCAAGAUGAAGCUUGUGGGGAACGACGCUGGAAAACCAUUGUCCCAGAAUGUUCUUUCCUCAGCAGCAGCAAGCCCAAUUGCCUCUUCUUGAUGGAUACCUGCCUCAAGGAUAAAGUCUGCAGAUCCCGGCUGACUGAUUUCCAAGAAAAAUGCAAAUCGUUACAGACAUUCACAGAUGGCUGCUCUCCAUCGAAUUAUGCAGCAUGUCUGCAAGCUUACAUGAAGAUGAUUGGUACAUCUUUGACCCCCAAUUAUGUGAGCAAUUCCAGUACUGAGAUCACACUUUGGUGCUCCUGCAAAAACAGUGGCAAUCAUAAAGAGGACUGUGAUCAAAUCCUUAACUUAUUUUCCAGCAACAAAUGUCUCUAUAAUGCAAUCCAAGCUCAGAUGAAUCUUGGCCAAAAUAAUGAGGAGGUGCAGGACCAGCCACAAUUCACCCCUUCCUUAGACAUUCAUGGCACCAGCACAAUGUUCACUGAAAAACUGUAUCAGGAACCUAAGGUGAAGCAGGAGAAGAAAGAUUCAGACAUUCUUACCCUCAACCAAAAAUCACCCCCAAAUUCUGAAUACCCCAGAGCUGGGUUUUCCUCACUCAUCUUGGUCUUAACCUUAGUCUUCUUAUUUCUUGGCCCACCUUAAUCUCACCUGAAUUUCAUUGCUACUAUUGUAUAUUUCCUUGAGAAGGGGAAACUGACUUGUUUCAUGCAGAGAGGAAACAUUGGUCACUCUACAUUUGUUUCCCCUUCUAUCAGCACAGUGGCCCUUUGACUCAUUUUUGUACACGGUUGCAAUAGGAGCCAGGGGGAGAUGAUGGGGGGUUCAGAUUCCCCCUCUCCCGUGGAGAAAAAAGCAAGCAGAUAGGAGAUUCUAGGGAACUAUUUUUUAAAAUCUAAAUCAGGGUAAAGUUUUCAUAUUCCAAGAUAUCCUGCUUUAAGAAGACAAAGAAGAACUGGUAGUCUCUAACAUGAUGUGCAAUUUCUGGCCAAAGGAGCACCCCAACAUCUGGAUUGUUUUCAGGACUAUAUUGUAGAAUUGUCUUUUUUUUUUAAUCAGCCAAAGCAAAAAUGUUACAUUAAGGUCAUGAUACUAAACUGUAGCCUCCGUACAUGGUUUCUUGUUUGCCCAACUAAUCUUAAUGUGUUAACUGUUCAGGGGAAAUUUAAUUCACUUGAGCCAAGAUGGAUGUAUGUAUUUUUUUCAAUAAAAUGGUUCUUUGCAACAGCUACAAAGUGCAGAUUUUCAUAAGAGCCUGCAUGCAAGCUAAGAUUUUAUGCACAACAGAUCCCUGGAUGCAUCAAAUGUUGUUUGCCAUGUUAACAUUCCCUGACAUACCUUUCUGUACAUUGUGUAAAAUUACAAGUUAUCCAUGAUCUGACAAUUGUGGGUGUAGAAACUGUGAUAUUAGAUGUUGUUUUUUUGAACCGCAAUGGUAUGUUGUUAAUGCUGUUUAUAGAUUACUUAUUUACAUUUCUUAUAUGGAUACUGCCAUGUGAACCUUCAAGUUUUGAAAGAACUAUCAAGUAAAUCCAGUAAUUCUUCAUUGCAUCUCUUUCCUUCUUAUUCUAAACAACUGGAAUGUUGUGGCUGUGAACUUGCCUGUCCUAUGUGCAAGGAUUAAGGCUGUGCUGCAUUCCAUAGUGGUGUUUAUUCUAAAACAAAGUUGUAACAUAACAUAUAAUGUAAUAAAUUCUCUACAUUUUAGCAUGUUCACUUUUUUAAAUUUAGGCAUAGGUUUUGUCUUCUGAACAGUGAAGAAUCUUGGUAGAAAGAUUCUUCACCAAUACGAAGUUUCAUCUUCAUUUACUGUAUGCUUAGUAUCAAAAAAUGAAGGCCUGAUUUGCACAGAUUCCUUCACCUUUCUGCAGUAAUAAUGGCACCUAUUACUGAAAUUAUAAAAGGAUUUGUCCCCACUUUUUCAAUUUGCAGUUAUAUUUGUACAAAGAAAUUUGGAAGCAUGGCUUAUUUUUUAAAAAGCAAGAAAUGAUAAGUGUUACUAGAAGGAAUAUUAAAUCUUAUUAACAGUUUUUUCAAACAACUGUGACUGUAAAAUAAAAUGUUAGAACAUAUUAUAGAUUGGAAUUAAGCAUUUGGAGUUUUGUACAAAUUCUGAAGAUGAGUUAUAGAAUCCAUUUAGAUAAGUUAAUAAUUUUGCAACACUACAAUUUCCAUUAAGAAGACAUGACAAAAGUGCAAAGUAUUGGAAAGCCCUAAAAUUAAACUUUGUAAUAAGUGCAUAGGUAAAGAUAGUUUUUUUAAAAAAAUCAUAGUGCUGUUUUCCAUGAUUGACUUUCUGCAGUUAUUACAUUUAUAAUAGAUUUACAAGAACUAGAGGUACAACAAUUGCAAAACUGAACGUCCAUACUAUAAUGAAUUGAGAAGCAAACUACAGGUUUUAAAGGGUGUGGUCCUCGUAUGGCAUGCAUGUACAUCAACAAAACUUUGAUGAACUUCCUUUUCUUCACUUGGGCUGCGCUUCUGUUUCCUGAGGUCCAUGCACACCUUGGGAAAUAAGAAGACUCAUUUAGCCUUCAUGAGCUAUUUAGGCUUCUCUCUCCUUCCCCUAGAUUGGAGGAGAAUGUCCCAAUCAUUCCACAGGCCUCUGUACUGCCUAUGUAUAUGAUAAGAGGGAGAACAAGAUAUUGAAAAGUGUGGUAUUAACUACUGCCAAGGUCAAUGUUUAUCAACUGUGGCAACUUUUAAGUUAUAUGAAUUUCAACUUCCAGAAAUUCUAGUGACUGGAGAAUUCUGGGCGUUGAAGUCCAUAGUUGCAAUGGUUGAGGAACAUUGGCCUAGGACAUGCCAGUCAGCAUUUUCAGCUAAAGUAUUGUUCCUCCUCCAUUUUCUUACAUUGUUCUAAUACUUAUUCUAUACUUCUUAUAUGGUUAUAUUGAUUUUAUUUCAUAUAAUAUUGAGUACAUCAGCAACUCCCAUGCCUCUCCUGAGAGGAGAAACUGCAGAACACUAGACAUUCCUAAAAUGUUAUCAAGUGUCUAUAGUAUAUUGUCUGGGUCUCUUGGCAAACAUAAAAGAAGUAAGAGUAUUCUGAAUUACUGUAAUAAAAAUUCCAAUAUCUUGCACAUGUUAUUCAGCUUAUAAUGUCAAAAAUAAAGUUUACUUUAC
This is a messenger RNA of Protobothrops mucrosquamatus (brown spotted pit viper), 3620 nucleotides long. RefSeq names its product GDNF family receptor alpha 3 (gene GFRA3). Gene Ontology annotation, cellular component: signaling receptor complex; external side of plasma membrane. The coding region runs from base 9 to 1139 and encodes 376 amino acids. Lineage: Eukaryota; Metazoa; Chordata; Lepidosauria; Squamata; Viperidae. The record is from RefSeq and is a predicted model, not a curated record. The transcript is spliced from 6 exons. Gene Ontology annotation, biological process: nervous system development. Gene Ontology annotation, molecular function: signaling receptor activity.